Messenger RNA from Gasterosteus aculeatus aculeatus (three-spined stickleback), 3938 nucleotides. It is a transcript of the gene akap10, whose product is annotated as A kinase (PRKA) anchor protein 10. Gene Ontology annotation, biological process: intracellular protein localization. Gene Ontology annotation, cellular component: mitochondrion; plasma membrane. Gene Ontology annotation, molecular function: protein kinase A binding. The record is from RefSeq and is a predicted model, not a curated record. NCBI's taxonomy places the organism in Eukaryota, Metazoa, Chordata, Actinopteri, Perciformes, Gasterosteidae.
CGGAAGUAAGACGUUUAUUGACAAUAUGGCCGCUGUGCUGGGUUUGGAUUUGGCGAAAACUGGAAUUUGACAGCACCCGCCGGGGGCUGAGAGAACAAAAAACCCAUUUCCAACCUCAGGAGUGUACGGAACCGAUGCAUGUGAAUGAAGGGACCCGCGGAUCUACGGGAUGGUGUCAGUGAGCUGAGGAAACGGUCACAGCGUGAAACCCGUCAUGUCGUUUUUCAAGAGGAAAGCCAAAAGCAAAGAACCAGAGAGAGUGACGGACAUUAAAGCCAACAGAGCACCACCCAGCCCUCACUCUCCAUCAGGAGGACUGAGGAACCACCAUGCUGUCCUGGAUGCUGCCGGGCCCAGCCAUGUGGCCAUCAACGCCAUCUCCGCCAACAUGGACUCCUUUGCCCGCGGUCGCACCGCCAUCCUCAAGAAACAGCCGAGCCACAUGGAGGCUGCGCACUUCGGAGAUCUAGGUCACUCCAGUGUAAACUAUCACCCCCAGGAUGACCGCUCUCGGCUGUCCAAGACGAUGGAGCACGUCCUCCGGGACAACGUGGCGAUACCCCACUACCUGCAUUUCAUGGAAGUCCGGGGCGCCGUCCACCUGGUCCGGUUCUGGCUCGAGGCUGAGAGCUUCCGCUCCGUCAGCUGGUCGCGGGUCCGAGCCCACAGCCUGAACUCUGUCAAACAAAGCUCUUUGGCCGAGCCCGUCCCCGCCUCCCCCGGCGGCUCCGAGCCGGCCCAACACACAGCCAACGCUCUCGCCCGGGACGUCGGCGGCGAGGGGCCGGCGGUGCCCUCGGAGCGGCUGGACUCCUCCGGUGCCGAGGCAGACUCGAGACCUGGCACUCCUCGAGCAGACACCCCCAGCAGGCAGGCAAACUCCAGGACGGGGACUCCCUACAAGGUGCAGUCAAUCAGCACCCUGCGAGACCUCUCUGACCAACUCAUGAAAAGUAUAGAGAAAGAUGCAGUUACAAUCUUCACCAAGUACAUCUCUCCGGACGCAGUGAGGCCCAUCCCCAUCACAGAACAGAUCAGAAACGACAUAGUUGCUAAGAUAUGUGGCGAGGACGGCAUGGUGGACCCAAACUGCUUUGUCAUUGCACAGUCGGUAGUCUUCGCCAUCUUGGAGCAACAGCACUUUAGUGAAUUCCUGCGGAGCCAUCAUUUCUGUAAAUACCAGAUCGAAGUGUUGACCAGCGGCUCAGUAUUCCUGGCUGACAUCUUGUCCUGCGAGUCGGCUCUCUUCUACUUCUCCGAGUACAUGGAAAAGGAGGAGGCAAUGAAUGUACUGCAGUUCUGGCUGGCGGCGGACAACUUCCAGAACCAGUUGGCAGCUAAAAAGGGCCAGUAUGACGGCCAGGAGGCUCAGAACGAUGCCAUGAUCCUCUACGACAAGUAUUUCUCACUCCAGGCCACCAACCCACUGGGCUUUGGCGACUCUGUGCGGAUGGAGAUCGAGUCGAAUAUCUGCCGAGAGGGGGGGCCGCUCCCCGACUGUUUCACCACACCACUGAGGCAGGCCUGGACCACCAUGGAGAAGGUCUACAUGCUGGGCUUCCUGUCUAGCAACCUUUACUACAAAUACCUGAGUGACCUCAUCAACUCGGUGCGGGCGGACGAGUUUGUGAAUGUCAGCGCUGCAGGCCAGGGCGGUCCCGCAGACAACGAACGCUCGAGUUCAAGUGCCGGCGAGGCCUCGCAGUGUCAGGCCAAAAGGGCUGCGAUCAAGAUCCUAAAGAACUUUGACGAGGCGAUCACGGUGGACGUGGCCAGCCUGGACCCUGAGUCCUUGUACCAGCGGCCCUACGCUGGAAGGAUGACGUUUGGGAAGGUGAACGAGAUGGGCCAGUUCAUCAGGGAGGCAGAGCCAGAGCCGGACGUGAAGAAAUCUAAAGGCUCAAUAUUUUCUCAAGCCAUGAAGAAAUGGGUCCAAGGAAACUCUGACGAGGCCCAGGAGGAGAUGGCGUGGCAGAUAGCCAAGAUGAUCGUCAACGACGUCGUCCACCAGUCAAACCACGACAGCCCCGGCAAGGCCACCAAGUUAUGACCCCACUGAGGACACAGAGGGCCGUCGCUCCUUUCCGACGCUGGUCAGGCACAUGGCAAACUGCACGACGGGUUCGCCACACAUUAACUUGCAUUACUGGAGAACGAAACAAGGCAUUCUAUCAUGCCCCCUCCCUCCCCCCAUCAUACCUCCUAUUUGUCUCUAAGUGUACGUUGAGUUUGGGAAUGAGUGGGAUUAUUGGCGGGGGAUGGAGGUGGGAGUACACCGUUGUUCCAAUCUUCCAACUCCAUAACACUCCAAAGGUACGUGCGUAGUUGACCAAAGGUAAAACCAAUCAGACGAGAAGAACACAUGGCGCACACACAAAGAAGCAGCCUGUCGUCAUGGAGAGCCGCUACAGAGGACCUGACAUUACCCCCCCCCCCCCCCCUCCAUCAUGACACAACUCCUUUUAUCGCCGUUCCUGGUUUUAGAUGAAAUUCUCUCUUUUGGGUCAGCCAGGUAAGGCUGAAGCAGAUGGUAAUCAGCGCUGCACAGUUUUGGGCGCCGCCCUCGUCCCCCCAGGAGCUAGGUUGACUGCUGUUGGCUGGCGUGAGCUGCGCCGCCACUUGGCCGUUGGUUUUCUGUACUGUGGAAGAUUUUGGAAAGAGGACAAUGACAUGAAAGAAGAGAUGACUCAGUCCCUCAGACUGGCUGGCCUCCCAUCUGAACCUCCCGGGACCUUUUUAAAAGAGCGUAGAAGAAUAAAUACUCCCUUAAUGAACUGAAGUGCUCCAGAUGUGUCGGAAAACUCAACUCCAUGUCCUUAAUGUAGAUUUUUCUGGUUUAUACCAUAUAUUAAAGUUUGUCUUUUUUUAUAGUCAUGGCUGUUUUGUUUUUUUAAUGCAUCUGUAAAACAAACAGCAUUGAUGAUCGGACUGUUCAACUGGAAACUGCUCAGUAAAUACAUUUUACUUUUUUUGUUCUUUUUUUAAAAUAAAAAAUGAUUUCUUAAGAGCAUUACCAAUAUGUGGAAAAGAACCAGAAAAGACUCUUGGUACUAUGUACCACUAAUGUUUUCUGACAUGUAUGUAUGUGUACUUAAUCUAUAAUAUAUUUAAAUUGUGUUUGAUUUAAAUACAUAUAUUAUGAAAUGUUUGUCAGUCCCCUUUUUGUUUUUCUAUUUCAAUAUUUGUAUAUUCUUGUGGUUGAAUCCUACUAUUUUGGUUAAAUUGAUACAGUCCUUUGUGUACAAGCAAAUUGUUUUGUUUUUUAAAAUAAUUUUCAUAACAGCAUAAAUGUGGGAGAAGGGACUAGUCAAAGGGAGUAGUAGUAGUAUUACGGCUGACCAGCAGGGGGCGAUGUAAGCUGCAUCGCAACAUUGGAGGUAAAACAAAGAAAACAACAUCGAUAGCAGAAAAGUACUUCUAACAUAAUUUAAUAUGGCUGCUUUCUCCGAGGCCGCUCCAGAAAUAUCCACAAAUUGUAAAGUACAGUUUAUCCCAAAGAGCACAGAAGUCACCUGCGGUCCAGCACAACAGCGUUUAAAACGCUGUCAUUGUUCCUUUUUGUUUUACUGUCAGACAUACUAAACAUGCAGAAGAAUUAGCUCUGCUAGUACCGAAAUACUAUUAAAAAAGAAUUAUUUUCAAAACAAUUGUCUGUAUUUCAGCGCUUUAACUGUCCUUCUAAAGGUAAUUGGUGGGAGUCAUAUUUCACACAUAAAUAAGGUCAGUAGCGAUAUGCUAUUUCACUGGUUGAGGUCCCACGAGCUUCAGACUGAAUGCUACUUGCACGGAGGGCCACGCCCACCUCAAUACAAACUGGCCCUGAUUGGCUGAGGUGCUGUUACAGAAGGUGACUGACCACUUUUACUGUACGUGUCGAUGCUGAGAAGUAGUUGUUUUUCGGAGUAUAACAAAUAAUUCAAAUUAAAAAACGGUGAAAG